Molecule: messenger RNA, 939 nt
Organism: Cladocopium goreaui
Lineage: Eukaryota; Dinophyceae; Suessiales; Symbiodiniaceae
Source: the annotation of a GenBank genome assembly
AUGGCCGCAUUGCCUAAGUGUGCCGCCACAGCAUCCUCUAAGAGCCAAGACACCACAGCUGAGGGCAAAUCAGUCGAGAAGAAGAACAAGUUGGGCCGGACGGAGCUGCACAAUGCCGUGUGCAGCGGUGACAAAGACUCCGUCCAGCAGCUCCUCAAAAAUCGCGCAUCUGUUGAUGCCACGGACGGAAGUGGCCGGACACCACUACACUUGGCCGCCAGUGAGCUCUCGGAACCGGUCAAAAUCAUCGAACUACUGUUGGAGGCCAGAGCCAGGACUGAGGCUGAAGACCUCAGCAGUUUCACUCCCUUGAAUUUGGCUUGCAAUUCGAAAUGCAAGGAAGCGGUGGCUGUUCUGCAGAGCGCCGAGGGCUUAUCGAAAGUUGCAGAAGGGAUGACAGAAGAUCAGAUCGGGACAGAGGAGUCGCCAGCCAACUACACCGAGGGAACGUUCAAGGAGUUAAUGAAGGAUCCAAAAACUGCGAUACAGCGUUUUACAGAGGAAAUUGCCAAGAAAAAAAAUCCGAAGACUCUUGCGCUCUUGUACACCUAUCGUAGCCUUGCUCGGGAGUUGGCUCGGAAGCUGCCUCCUGAAGCUGGCGCGUCUCUUCUCCCUGAAGAUCCUGAAGCACAGCAAGAUCGAGACAUGGCAAAGACCUACGCGGCAAUUGACACCGAGAUUGAAGAACAAAUCCAAAACGUGCGCAAAUGGAUCCCUAUAGGUCAUAUAGCUCGUCGGGAUCCAGAAGCUCAGCAGCAGGCCGAAGGCACGGAUUUUCUUUUGUCCUUCACGAAUGCUGACAAAGCGGCAAACGACAUGUUGCUAGAUCAGCUAAGCAAUGGCAAUGUUCUAUUCGAGGGCAGCUGCCGUCGCUUGACCUGGAUGAGUUCAUGGGUUACAAACUUGAUGUUCUCUUGGGACCAUGUGCCCAAACACUAA